Micropterus dolomieu (smallmouth bass) is the source of this 2204-nucleotide messenger RNA. RefSeq names its product zinc finger protein 239-like. Gene Ontology annotation, biological process: regulation of transcription by RNA polymerase II. The record is from RefSeq and is a predicted model, not a curated record. Lineage: Eukaryota; Metazoa; Chordata; Actinopteri; Centrarchiformes; Centrarchidae. Bases 193 to 1131 code for a protein of 312 amino acids. Gene Ontology annotation, molecular function: DNA-binding transcription factor activity, RNA polymerase II-specific; RNA polymerase II cis-regulatory region sequence-specific DNA binding. The transcript is spliced from 2 exons.
UCAAGGAGCCGUGUUUCUAAACGGCCUUAGCGACAGUAACUAAGGGGCGGGGCGAGACGCCGUGACAUCGCGAGAACACUCCGCGGGAUCCCGCAGCGCUCCUGUAUCUCAGCCUGAAGAGCUCCGAGACCAGAAUCCAGACUCGGUCCAGGACAACACGGUCCACCAGUCACAGCGGAGACCUGCAGGACGAUGGAGAACCAGAACCCGGACCGCAGGAGCCAAACAGCAGCCUCGUGCUCUGAUAGCGCCGAUGUUCAGAGAAAGACAGGAGAAGAUGGACUCAAACAUCAUCGCUUUCAGCACUGUGACAAAUCCUUCACAACAUCAGGAUAUUUGAAGAUUCAUCAGAGUUUUCACACUGGAGAGAAACCGUACAGCUGUGACCAGUGUGGGAAAGCAUUCACUAGACUAGUCCAUCUAAUAAACCACCAACGUGCUCACACUGGAGAGAAACCGUACAAGUGUGAGCAGUGUGGAAAAAGGUUUCCUCAAUCAGGUGACCUAAAAGUCCACCAACGUGUUCACACUGGAGAGAAACCAUACUGGUGUGACCAGUGUGGAAAAAGUUUCACUACAUCAGGUAACCUAAAAAGCCACCAACGUGUUCACACUGGAGAGAAACCGUACAGCUGUGACCAGUGUGGAAAAAGUUUCACUACAUCAGGUAACCUAAAACACCACCAACAUGUUCACACUGGAGAGAAACCGUACAGCUGUGGCCAGUGUGGAACAACUUUCAGUAGAUCAGAGUCCCUAAAAAGCCACCAACGUGUUCAUGCUGGAGAGAAACCAUACUGGUGUGACCAGUGUGGAAAAACUUUCACUACAUCAGGUAACCUAAAAAGCCACCAACGUGUUCACACUGGAGAGAAACCAUACUGGUGUGACCAGUGUGGAAAAGCUUUCACUAUAUCAGGUAACCUAAAAAGCCACCAACGUGUUCACACUGGAGAGAAACCAUACAGCUGUGACCAGUGUGGAAAAGCUUUCACUAUAUCAGGUAACCUAAAAAUCCACCAACGUGUUCACACUGGAGAGAAACCGUACAACUGUGACCAAUGUGGCAAAUCUUAUACCAACAGGAGAACCUUUAGAAGACACAAAUGCAUCCACAAAGCAUCAGAGUGACAGUUUUCACAGAGCCGAGCUAGCUGUUUCUCCUGCCCUGAAUACAACCACCUGUUAUCAUGUGACUGUGCUGGAUUAACGUCAUGUGAUGACAGCUGAGGAAGUGUGAUUUGGAUAGAGCUGGAAAGCGUCAGUCCAGAGGUUUUAUCAGCCAAUAGCAAAACUAAUUUGCAGUAGUCCCAUACAGUAGAGGGCAGUCACUGCUUUUUUAUAGCGCUAUAUGUAGAAUUCAGAAUCAGAUUUGGACCUGAAUCCAUCAACAACACUACUAAAUACCCAUACAGAUUAGUUAUCAGCUGAAAUAAGAGUGUACUGACCCUUUAAGAAGGCAAUGUGAUGUGGUCAAAAGCUCCAACAAACAGGUGGUAUGGAGAGAGGUGGUAAAGGUAGCACAGCAAAAUAUUUAAGUUACUUAGGAAGUUGGUAGUCUGGCAGUAAAUGUGCAGUGUAGGUCACAGUCUGUCCGUUGAGUCUGUUGUUUCUGCAACCGCUGGAAAAGUGAAGGUUAAAUUAGUUGUAGGAAUUCAUUCAUUUUCUUUUUUUUAGCUGCUAUUUUUAUCCAAAGCGACGUAGAACUGCUGCAUUAAACUGGUGUCCUGUUCACAUACUGUACAUCUUGAUAGUUAAAUUAUAUUUCAGUGUCCAGAGGAGUGACAACUGGUUGUUAAAGGAAGGACGCUGGUGACCAGGAGGAGCUGAGGCUAGUAAAGUAAAUCAGUGAUGUGAACUAGUCCUUUUAAGCAAUUGAGGAUUGGAUUGAAUGUGCAAAUUAAUUAGGAAAUUAGAAAAAAAGAUGCAUCAAGAUGGAUCGUUGCCCUUUGAAUUGUAAUCAAACCGUGAGGUGCCAAGAGAUUCUCAUCCCUACUGCCCAAUCAGUUUACCCAUUCAAUAACUUUAAAAUGUUUUGUAGAGCAGUUGCCACGAUGUCUCCAAUUGUCCACUGCACCUGUGACAACAUCUGAGCCUCUUCUUACAUGAUGUUAUAUGGUUGGCAACAGUUCUUCUCUUGAGCAAUCUCUCGCCACCCUGAGAAUGAGUUUCCUUGAUGUAAUUAUGUUGUGCUUUUGAGCUAA